UGGAUUUUCAGAUACUCAAGCAUAGAUAGAGGUCCUUUGUAUUUUCGAGACUUGAAUCCUCCUUAGACGGCAUACUUACAAUUCCUUAGCAUCGACAUCGCGUCUUUUUGGUGCAAAUCCCACCCGAAAGCGUGGUAGACAGACAUUAAAAGACCGUAUCGAUGCUGAAAGGCCAUCCGCCGAGAAAGCCGUUGCAGACACCGAGAAAGAAAUGGAGGGCGCCGAAAAAUCGAAACGCCCCCUGUGGAUCACCGAAGCGUAUAAGAUUCGGAAAGCGUCAAAGGCCGAGAGAAUCCCAACUGAGGACCAACAAAGGGCGAUUCUCGAGCUUGGACAACCCCCUGCACAACGUGACGCUUCGGCACAGUCACGAAGCUUGUUCGUUCAAGAUAACGAGGACGGUGUGCAGCGACAAGGCGAACCAGAUCUGCCGCCCCGGGGUAGGAGACGAAGCAGUGCAUUUGCUACCCGGAAGUCCUCGUCUGCGUAUGAAUCCGACAUCCUAUCCGGGAAUCCAACCACUACAGCAGCUCCCAACAAUGAUAAUGCCUUCGGCCGGGGAACCACCAGGGAUCCCCUGAGCGCAUCGAAAGCCAUGAUUGCCAAUGGCAGUUCCGAACCAGAACCACCUUCGCAUUAUGUUUCAUCCGAAGAAGUGCUUGAGGUCUCGGACGACUCAUUACCGAGGACCGGGAUUUACGUUGUCCCUUACAUCUGCUCUAACUGGAAGGAAAGUGUCUGUCGGGAGGGUGACGACUGCGUCUUUAUUCAUGCCCAUGUGUCACAGUUGCCGGUCAGUACCCACGAGAUGCAUAUCCAGGCGGAAGACCCUUGGUUGUUCCGGAAGUUUGGUACAUGGCAGCGCGGAUGUCCACCUAUAUCUUGUGGCUUCUGGUUCACAGGGAAGCCACCAUGCAGACACGAUGCUGAAACGUGUAAAUUCGCACAUUGGAACACAGGAAGUCACCAGAUUCCAUUCGGCCCUAUUGUAAUCGCCCCGGUGACAAAAAAGGCGCCGUACAUUCUCAAUAAAUGCGGUGCUAAGUCAAUCAUGGAGCAAACCCAGCUUAUGAUGCGGCGCGUUGAGCCUGAGACGGCCAAGAUAGACGUACCUGCGGCUACUUACACAGAAGUCCCUGCGAUCACGUACAAAGACGUCCCUGAGAGCGAUCUCCGGCGGCUUCCGAAAAGUGAAUUGACUUGCUAUUUCUGGUACGAAACUGGAAAAUGCCAGAAACAAGCCGGUUGCCAGUAUGUCCACGAGUACCGAGAUUAUGGGGCAAUUCCCCCUGCGAAACGGCGGGGAAAUUUUGCUGCAGCCUUUUUCAGACCUAUCAAACCACCGCCAAAAGAAUCCGAGGGACAAGCUCUACGUCAAUAUACCCCUAAUUCUGAUCACCAUGCUCCUGCUCGGUCACAGUCGUGGCCCAACCCAUACGAGAAAAGACGCAUUGAUAGCUAUCGCCCUGGUCUGCCGUCGCCGCAUAGAGCUCAACAAGGAUAUGAUCAAUAUGAUAGCUAUCGCCCCGAUUCGCCGUCGCCGUACCGAGCUCUACAAGAACAUGGGGAAACUGAUCACAAUCGCCCUGAUCCGCCGUCACCAUGGCUCGCCCGACAAGUAACUGAGCACAUUAAUCGAAGAACUUCUGCAGAACCCAGCCACCCCACUCCGCCCUCCGUCCAGGCUCUAGAGAAUCCUAGGCCACCUCGACAGUCAGAUACGGAACCCAUGGACACGUCAAAUUCAGCAAUGGACUGGGCGCCCAUUGAAUCGAAUAUGCAAAUGCAAGCUCGUCUCACGAUUCCGUACCAAGGUAGCAGUGGCCUUUUCGAUAACAGCAUCGCCUUGCAAGGGCUAUCCGAUGCUCAAAUCCACGAACUGCUUCAACUCUUCGAUGGAAGUUUCUGCCUUCAGCCGACCAAAAGGAUCUUCGGCGAACAAUUCGAAGAGUUGAUUUACGAUCCGCAAUGUUCAAUGGGUCGUGGUGUGAUCGUUCCCCAAGACCGCGAUUCAGCACGCCGGAUCGAUUAUUUCUCUCGAUAUAUCAAUAUCACUAGCAUGGGAAGCGUCCAUUUCGACACCGAGAGAUCAGUCGUUAUCGUUCUUUACGCGGUAAUGUCGGAUAAUUGGAAUUUCCUAGGCCAAAGUUCGGGACAGGAAAACGAAGACCAAGCCUCUAAGAUGCGCUUUUAUAUCCAACGCGUUCCGUCCCAACGAGAAACACUCUUUGGAGUACCUGCGGGGGCCAUACCGGACCUCCCACCGAAUACUCCAAUUUGGAAUCGCAACCUCAUUGCUGCUAAUUAUUGGCACCAGAGGUUCCUUGAUUGCAGUGAUCGCAUUCUGCAAAAAUAUCGAGCUGCUGCAGAGCGUGCCAAGAACCAGGCAGGGACGACAGAUCCAAACAUGAAUCGAACAACCACGAUAGCAGGUACGACGAAAGACGCUCAGGAUGCCACGAGAUAUGCUGAGCGCAAAGCGUCCGCGCAUAUUCAUGACCUGAAUCCCACCCCAUAUGCCGGCACCACCCCGCUUCAACAUGCGAUGUAUGGCGAUAGCACACGAACCCCACGACCUUCGAAUCCUUCGAAUCCGUACGUGCCAACACAGGAUCCUCGACUUACUCGCAGAUGAGAGAAGGACAUUCGGAAGAUCUGCAUGGUCACGGGUCUAUGUGAAUAUGAUGUAUACAUUGAGCAACCCACUCCACAGCCAGUCUCAUCACGCGGACAUGAACACGUUUCAGAGUCAUUUCACGUCAGGUCCCAAUUCUUCAAAACAUAAACUCCCGUUCGGGAGAUUGGUUCUAUGCGUAUGACCUCGAAUCCCUCUCAUUCCCAAGUCCUUCAUUCGCGGUGCUCAGUCGGGCGCAUAA
Messenger RNA from Eremomyces bilateralis CBS 781.70, 2876 nucleotides. RefSeq lists its product as uncharacterized. NCBI's taxonomy places the organism in Eukaryota, Fungi, Ascomycota, Dothideomycetes, Eremomycetales, Eremomycetaceae. The record is from RefSeq and is a predicted model, not a curated record. Gene Ontology annotation, molecular function: metal ion binding. The coding region runs from base 212 to 2635 and encodes 807 amino acids. The transcript is spliced from 2 exons.